AUGGCCUUACAAGAGGACGAGAACACCUGGGUGUUGGAACUGGAGGCGGCGUUGCUCGACACGGAAGCACCGUCUGCGUCUGAUAUAUAUGCCAUUUGUAAAGGCCAACCCAUCCCUACAAGUUUAAGACCGGACGUCUGGCUGGCUUGCCUCUACGUUACUGAUCGAGGUGAUCAAUUGAGCCAGUUUAGCGAAGUUUACGAUUUACCUGAGCAAAAUAUAAUUCGCGACGACUGUCAACAGUUUGUCGCAAAACUUGGAAACGAUGACGAAGAUAAAGUCUCGGUGGUUUCCGAUCUUGAGUCCAUACUAACAUUUUAUUGUAAAAGUAAGUGUAAACGAUACGAAAGAGGAAAUGGAUGGCUAGAACUAUUAGGUCCUUUAAUAGCUUUAAAAUUACCGCGCGCUGCAACUUAUAAUCUGUUUGAGGCAAUAAGAGAUAUUUAUAUUCCAAGAGGCGAAACAUAUAGCUCGGUCUUGAGACUGCUGCUUCUCUAUCAUGAGCCGGAACUGUGCUCCUUCCUGGACACAAAAAGGAUAUCACCCGAUCAAUAUACGAAAGUAUGGAUGAAUACCCUCUUCGCCGGUGUCUGUUCAUUACCAGCGGUCUGUACAAUGUGGGACCUAUACUUCAUGCAGGCCGAUCCCUUUUUCAUGCUGUUCCUCUCACUUAUCAUGGUUAUAAAUGCCAGAGAGCAAAUUUUGAGCAUGAAAGACGAGGACAAACAAAGUAUAAUAGACGCGAUAGCAGUAAUGCCCUGUGCUUUGGAAGCGGAAGAUGUAACCGAUUUCUGUUCCUUGGCACAGUAUUAUGCAAUGAAGACCCCAACGUCUUUCAAACAGGACUUGUAUCCCGUAAUGUUUGGUGAAAGCUCUGAUGAGAAGCUAAUAUCCCACGCAUUGUGUUUACCUGUAUCGGCGCAAGAAUUAGUAGAGAAUGCUAUCGAAGCUCCAUCCGUACCCAAUGGCACCGUUGAGUCUGUUAGAUUCUUUCUCGUGGAUUGUAGACCUGCCGAACAGUAUAACGCAGGCCACUUACCAACGGCGUUUCAUCUCGAUUGCAACUUGAUGCUGCAAGAACCUGCCGCGUUUGCUACAGCCGUACAAGGCUUACUACAAGCUCAGCGUCAAGCAUUAGCUGUUGGUUCGCAAGCUGGCGGAGAACAUCUUUGCUUUCUGGGAAGUGGUAGACAAGAGGAAGAUCGCUACACGCAUAUGGUAGUGGCGUCCUUUUUACAAAAACAUACACAAUACGUGAGCAUGGUUACCUCUGGAUAUCAGGCCAUUCAUGAAUAUUUCGGUGACGAAGUGGUGUCAAGUCUCAUUGAUCACACGUCGCAACAUUGUCUAGUGUGUAAUGCUAAUAUGUUAGAGGAAAAUUCAAACGAAGCAAGCCCAAUUAAAGUCAAAAACAACAAUUCGGAUCUCUUGGGCAAGAUUGGAUUAGCUAUGAAACUAAAGAGUCAGGAAGUAAAGGGAAAGUUAUUUGAUUAUAUUGUCAAUCCUACGGCAAAUGUCGAUAGCAAUAUGGAAAAAAGAGAUAGCAAAGACUUGGACUAUAUUAGACGUCAGAGAAAGACCGCGCCUGUGUUUAGCAUAGACGACGAUCAAGAGAUAGAUAUGACAAUGACUAAUAAUGAAAGUGAAGAGCCUAUCGAAGUAGUAUCUAUACAACAAUGGAUGAAGGAUCCGAGGUUAUUACAUUCCUUUAAAUGCCAAGAGGUGAAAGUUAAUGGCGAUCUCUGUGAUAGUCAACUAUUGGUUACCGAUAGUCAUCUUAUAGUACUGCGAGAAAUCCCGGAGCGAAAAGGCGCCGCACACGUAAUCGUGAAACGUCCCUUAACGAGUAUCGUCAAAAUAACGUCGAGAAAGCGGCACGCCGAUCUAAUAACUUUCAAAUACGGUACGACACAAUAUAAUGACACGGUUAUUUCCGAUAUGGAUAAAUUUCUUAUACCAAACGCGAGCGAAGCGACCAAGUUAAUCACGCAACAGAUCAUGAGACAACUGAAAACGUCAGAUUAAUAUUAUGAACACGUAUUUUAUUUAUAAAGCAAUUUCAGCUAAUGUACAGAUGUUAUAAAGUUUAAUUUAUGAUAAGUUUUUUUCCUAAAAAAUGUAUCUUCGGUAUAAACCAGUUAUUUGAUUUUUUUUACGAUUAUUUAUUGAGGUAAUUAUUCGUUCAUUUUUUAUUGUAUUAAAUAUAGUCAUUUGAAUCAAUAUAGAGAUAUACACUGGAUAUGGACAACAGAAUAAUUAACAAAAACGAUAAACUUUAGACAUUGAGUAAAAAUAUUUCCGAUAUUGUUAAUUUUUGUGGGAACUAC
Temnothorax curvispinosus is the source of this 2327-nucleotide messenger RNA. RefSeq names its product TBC1 domain family member 23 (gene TBC1D23). Gene Ontology annotation, biological process: retrograde transport, endosome to Golgi. Bases 1 to 2025 code for a protein of 674 amino acids. The record is from RefSeq and is a predicted model, not a curated record. Gene Ontology annotation, cellular component: trans-Golgi network. NCBI's taxonomy places the organism in Eukaryota, Metazoa, Arthropoda, Insecta, Hymenoptera, Formicidae. The transcript is spliced from 9 exons.